GUUAGCAAAGGGGAUGUAGCUCAAAUGGUAGAGCGCUCGCUUUGCAUGCGAGAGGCACGGGGUUCGAUCCCCCGCAUCUCCAGUUUUUCUUUUACACGAGCGAGUUAUUUUGGGAUUUAUUUUUUUUAUUUCCAUUUUCUAAAAGCCGUUUUCUUUGACUGCCGGUAAAUGGGCCACCGUCUGACACCCGCGGCACCGCCGCCAUUCACUCUCUCUGGUUACUCCCAUUCAAGGCACAUUUGAUCUGACUUUUCACGUAUUUACGAAAAUGGAAAGUCCGAUGGCUACAGAGCUCUACGAUUCAAGGAUUAAUUACCGGAAGGGGGAUGCGGAGUCGCCGAGACCGCCGUCGAGUGGCGGUGGUUUCGAUUUCGGCGGCAGUGACCGGAGAUUCGCAUUUUCACGGCAAGCGUCCUUUCAACAAUCGAACAGUUUCUCGAAGCCUCUUCUUAUGCGGAACGUCUCGAGCAUCGAUAUACCGGACAUCUACUAUCGAGAUUCGUCCGAGAGGUUUCCUGCGGAAUCGAAGAUCUCUGACGAUAAAUUUUCGGCUUCUUCCCUGAUAUCCGCUGUUUUUAGGGGCGUCACAUCGGGAAACAAGCCGAUGAGGAGGCUGUUUCUGUUGAUUUCACUGAAUGUAGCUUAUUCUACCGUUGAGUUAUGCGUUGGCCUUUUUUCAGGCCGAGUAGGUCUGGUCUCCGAUGCAUUUCACUUGACAUUUGGUUGUGGUCUCUUAACAUUUUCAUUGUUUGCAAUGGCUAUUUCCAGGAAAAAGCCUGAUGGUACCUACACAUAUGGGUACAAGAGACUUGAAGUUUUGUCUGCUUUCACCAAUGCUCUCUUUCUAUUGUUUUUGUCGUUCUCCCUAGCUGUUGAAGCACUUCAUGCAUUCAUACAAGACGAAUCCGAGCACAAGCAUUACUUGAUAGUUUCCGCCGUUACCAACUUGCUGGUGAAUCUCAUUGGUGUUUGGUUCUUCAGAAACUAUGCUCGCAUUAAUCUUGUGUAUAGGAAGGCCGAAGAUAUGAAUUACCAUUCAGUUUGUUUGCAUGUUAUCGCUGAUUCCAUCCGCAGUGCAGGUUUGAUCUUAGCCUCCUGGUUGUUGGCAUUAGGGGUGAAGAACGCUGAAGUUCUUUGCCUAGGAAUGGUUUCAGCUGCAGUUUUUUUGCUUGUCAUGCCACUAUUCAAGGCUACGGGAGGAAUUCUUCUCCAGACAGCACCUUCCUAUGUAUCUUCUUCUGCAUUUAACAAAUGCAGGCGACAGGUUACCUCUCGUGAAGAUGUUUCAGAACUAUUUCAAGCCCGAUUUUGGGAGAUGGUGCCAGGGCAUGCCAUCGGAUCAAUUUCAGUGCAGAUGAAGAAUGGAAUGGAUGAUGAGGUGGUGCUCCAAUAUGUGCGUGAUCUGUACCAUGAUCUCGGGGUACAGGAUUUAACCCUACAGAUUGAUUAUGCUUCAUGAUACACUAUGAGGUAUUCUAGCAGGCUGGCUACUUGUGAUUUUGCUUUUAAAUGUAGCUUUAAAAUAUUUCACGGAGUUUAAGUAUAAUAUUUGUUUACGUAUAAUGUGUUGUACUACUCGAGAAAUAUAAGGCUAGUUUUUUUUCUUUUUUUUUGGAGAGAAAAUGUAAAACGCCGCUUUGGGUGUUUGAAUUAUACUCCGUACUACGGAGUAUGUAGCAAGGUUGGGGAUGACAAUGCAAAAUGGCUUACUAAAGUCAUUUUUUAAAACAAGAAUAAUGGUAUUGCAUUGUC
Cuscuta campestris is the source of this 1752-nucleotide messenger RNA. The record is from the annotation of a GenBank genome assembly. Lineage: Eukaryota; Viridiplantae; Streptophyta; Magnoliopsida; Solanales; Convolvulaceae.